AGGGCGAGAGAGCUGCCCCGCUUCCUCGGGCGGGAAACAGACGGGUCAACAAAGGAACGUCCCCUGGGGACCAGAAUGUUCGGGUGCUUUCUGGGGGAUCGAGCUCGGUGAUCUCUGAUCUCCGAUCUCUGCUGCUCCCGGCCACUCAAGACGGGGUGCCGGUGGGUCCCAGGUGGAAGCCUGAUCGAGGGUGUCUUAACUUCCAGGACACACACACAAAUUCCAGCAGGAAGCGUUAGUCUGGAAAAUACGGGGAAUCGAAAACUGGCAAGUGGUGUGGAACGUGGUGUAUGAAAACCUUCAAGCACCUUAAAAUAACAUUGGCAACUUAAAAGAGGAUGCACACUUUUCCAACAACCCCCGCCCGGGAAAGGCCGCGCUCGGGGGUGGACCUGCGGAAUCCCAGCUGAGUCUGGGAGCCUGGACUGCCCUGGGGUCAAGAUCGGGACUUGAACCCAGAGCCCCAAGCUUUCCUCCCACUAGUUUCCCAUUGGAAGUACCUGGGACGACUUCCCCGCGAGGUGGGGACGGGAAAGGGCAUUCCCCUCUCUGGGCGGAUUCAGCCGUGCCCCACCGCCCCUCCGCUUCCUGAUUGGCUCUGGUCCCUGUCAAUUAAAAGUCUUCCUUAAUGCUCCCGCCCUAUUAACCCUAUUGUCACUCUCUAGGGACCCGCGAGGCUAGUAGGGGGGUUUAUCGCCUUGGGACCUGUGGAGUCCACCGGCGCUUGUUGAAAUUCAGAUUUCUGGACCCUCCUCUUUCCAGAGAGUCUGAUUUAGUAGAUGGGGCCGCGGAUUCUGUAUUGGGAACAAAUGUCGGAGUGAUUCUGGGCCCCUCGCAGUCUGAGAAGGCCUCAUUUCAGCGGCCCUCCAGCCAGAGCUCCUGGGAGCCUCACAAUCCCCACCCCACGCCAGCAAUGGCUGAGCCUGGAGAGCAACUGCCCGAGGAGGUGCUGGCGCUCAUCUUCUGCCACCUGCCCCUGUGGGACCGCGCUGCCGCCGCCAGGGUCUGCAGAGCCUGGGCCGCUGCUGCCAUCUGCAGCGCUGUGUGGCAUGACACGACCAUCAGUUGCUACUGUGAGCGAGAAGGCAUGCUGCCACCCUAUCUGUCAGCCUGCCUGGACCACAUUCGCAAUCUGCAUUUGGAAUUUGAGCCAUCGAAGGAGCCGAGCCGCCGGAUGGCCACGGAGCUGCUGACCGCGCUGGCAGGCCGUACCCCAGGACUUCGAGGCCUGCGCCUGGAGUGUCGCGGAGAGAAGCCGCUCUUCCCGGGCCUGCGCGAGGUGCACUGCUUCUGCGUGGUGCGACCCUCCGUCCUGCACGCCUUCCUCGCGCACUGCCCGCGCCUGCGCAGCUACACGCUCAAACUAACGCGGGAGCGCCAUCCCUGGCGGCCCACGCGUGUGGAGUGAGGGGGCAAGCCCCCUCCCGCCCCUGCCCCCAGCAGGCGUGCGGCCCCUCAGAUGCCGGGUGGAUGUGCCCAAGAGAGCGCCAACUGCUAACCUGCUCCGUCAGGACUCUGUUGCCACUUGUGCCUCUCGAGGAUUUGGGGGGAGGGGUGCCCUCCGUCCACUCAAUGCUCUUGACAUCUGCAGGCGCCCCGAUGUGCCCGGAGUCCUGGGAUCACCCUCCUCCAAACUCCCACCUCUGCGCCAGCUCCGCAACUCCCUCCCCCCGGGCGGGGUGGGAGGGAGGGCACAAGCGCAGGCCGAGCCUCGGGGGUAAGUGUGGAAUAAACAAAUCCUGCAGCA
This is a messenger RNA of Myotis davidii, 1747 nucleotides long. RefSeq names its product F-box and leucine-rich repeat protein 8 (gene FBXL8). The transcript has 4 exons. NCBI's taxonomy places the organism in Eukaryota, Metazoa, Chordata, Mammalia, Chiroptera, Vespertilionidae. The record is from RefSeq and is a predicted model, not a curated record. Gene Ontology annotation, molecular function: protein binding. The coding region runs from base 914 to 1408 and encodes 164 amino acids.